Molecule: messenger RNA, 4469 nt
Organism: Poeciliopsis prolifica (blackstripe livebearer)
Lineage: Eukaryota; Metazoa; Chordata; Actinopteri; Cyprinodontiformes; Poeciliidae
Product: Krueppel-like factor 5
Biological process (GO): regulation of transcription by RNA polymerase II
Molecular function (GO): RNA polymerase II cis-regulatory region sequence-specific DNA binding; DNA-binding transcription factor activity, RNA polymerase II-specific
Source: RefSeq, a predicted model, not a curated record
CUUAGUGUCUGGGGACAACAUGUAUGAAUUGUAUCAAUCAGUUUUAGUGUGAGCAUUAGUUUCUUUCUGUUAGUGGAAUUGAAACAUAUCUACUUUUAAAUAAUAUCAAGCUUGUUAAAGCAGGAUGAAAGAGAAAUGUACAUUUUUUUUUAAAAAGCGUUCACAAUUAAAAAUGAUGAUCAGUUCAGGGUGUGCAAACAAAAUUGAGAGACGUGGAGCGUAUUUUCUGCUGUCGCGAAAAAAAAUGAAAUGUUCUCCACAGUUCCGGCUGGCCGGCCGGCCCAGCACGUUCCAGGACGCCUCUGUGAGCUUAUUUAGAUGGAGCGAAGGGCGGUGGCCGGUGAAUGAAUAAUCAAGGCUUCCAUGGGCGGCGCAGGCUCCGUAUUUACACUGGGCCGCUCCGCCCUACGCAGAGAUAGAAAACUGUCUGCGGGCCGGAGGGAUGGAACAAGUGGAAGGAGAUGUUGCCGACAGGCACACAUUAAUUACUCCGCCACACGCUCUGCGACUCGUCCGGCUGCGCUCCUUCCCCACUGCGCUGUAGCGGCGGCGGCAGCAUCCUCCUCCUCUCUGCAGAACAGGACGAGCGAUCAUCCGGGCUGCCUGCGUCGGAGCUUCAUGGCCGCAGCACUGACUAUGAGCGGCGCGCAGGAGGACCCGUUCUACCCGCUGCAGAAAGCGACGCUGCCCGCCGCCUUCUCUCUGGAGGACUCGGCGCUGUUCGGCCUGGACUGUAAAAUCUCGGAAGCGGACAAGGCAGGGCACAAUGACUACACGCAGGUGAAGUGUGAGAUGGACAGGUAUCUCUCCCCUCCCGCCUUUCCGCCCCAGGCUGACGGCCAGCAGAAGUCGCACACAGACAACACGUCGGCGGCGGAGCAGUUCUUUAGCGGAGACCACGCCGGGGCUCCCUACACCCUCAACAUGAACCUUUACCUCCCCGACGUGGCCUACCUGAGGAUGGGCUCGUGUGAGCAGGUGCGGCCCCCUCAGGCCCAGGGCCGCACCGGCCUGGCCCAAAUUAAAACGGAAGCUGCCUCGUCGUGCUUCGGCCCGCACCUGCAGCCCCACUGCCCGCACGGUACGCCCGCGAGCGGCUGCGGCACUUCCGGGCACGAGCCCGGCAACGCGGCCUUGGAAACCUCAGCCAUAAACAUGUCGCUAACAGGGUUACCGGACUUCACGAGCGUUUUCACCCAGUCGGGGGGAGAGGUGUUCAUCAAACAGGAAAUGCCGUCGCAGUUCGAGCAGCAGGGCAUCCACCACGACGGCAGCGGCUCGCUCUUCCAGCUCCUGAACGCCGGCUUGGAUCAUCACCACAUGGAUGGCAUGGAGACCCAACAGCAGCAGAUGCAGCACAAUUCCAGUGUCCAUGCACCUUUCCAUGAUUUACCAGUAGCUUCGGCUUCUUCCCAGCAAGAGCAGGGCACCAAGGCGGACUACCGCAGGGUCUACGCGCAUCGUAAUGCUCAGGUGCACUCCCAUUACCUGCAGCAGCAGGUGCCCUACCUGCCUCCCUCCCCGCCCAGCUCCGAGCCGGGCAGCCCCGACAGGCAGAAGGAGCUGCUCCACACCCUGUCCCCUCCUCCUUCGUACGCCGCCACCAUCGCUUCCAAGUUGGCAGGGACCACGCCGGGGCUCGGACCCGGGCCCGGACCCGCCGCCUUCGCCCUGCCCACUCCAGUCCAAGGCCCGUCUCCGGGCCUCCCCCAGGGCCCUGCAGCCCAGACCACGACGCAGAACUCCGGGACCGUCCGAUACAACCGGAGGAACAACCCGGACUUGGAGAAACGCCGGAUCCACCACUGUGAUUACCCAGGCUGCAAGAAGGUCUACACCAAGUCGUCCCAUCUGAAAGCCCACCUCAGGACUCACACGGGUGAGAAGCCGUACAGGUGCACGUGGGACAGCUGCGACUGGCGCUUCGCUCGUUCCGACGAGCUCACGCGCCACUACCGGAAACACACGGGAGCCAAGCCCUUCCAGUGCACCGUCUGCUCCCGCUCCUUCUCCAGGUCCGACCACCUCGCACUGCACAUGAAGAGGCACCAGAACUAGCCACGUUUUGCACGCGUGCCACGGUCGUGCCGUGCGAGCCCUCGUCCCGAAAUCUCACGCAAAGCACUCGGCUCGUGUCCGACAGCUACAGUGUUAAGCGGCUGCGCGAUGCCAAGCAGCUUUGCUGGCAUCCCAGCCCCCCCAUACCCCACCCCACGCCACCCCGGUGCUGCCAUCGAUCAAUACAAUUGUUUGAUAGCUAAGGAAGAAAACGGUGGCCAAGAAAAUCUUUGGUUUAGUACCGUCACAAGGUAUGAUAAAAAAUGUCUUUGGACAAGAACAAUAACAAAAAAAAAAAAAAAAAAAAAAAAAAAAAGCUCCAUAGCGUAAAGAAAAUGGUAGCUCCUUCACGUUUUCCGGUCCAUUUGGACUUUGUGUGACUGGAAAGAAAAAAAUAAAACCCAUUGUCUGUCUUUGUUGUAAUGUAGAACUUCUUAAUUCAAGAAAAACUUUUGUUUACUCAUUGGUAUGUUUGUUUAAAUAGCUGGAAUAUCCAGGUUUUAUUUUAUUUAAUUCUUUUUUAACCAAAUCCUUCGGUUUGCACUAGAACUUAUCGUGCAUCUCAUGCAACAACAAAACGUUCAUUAUCACAACUGGACAUGCCACGCCAGUCACCGCUGUCCGGAUAUUAAAAAUUGAAAGCAUUUAUUCUCCUGAGACAAAGAAGAUGAAGCAUAGAAGAAGAAGAAAAAAAAACAUGAGAGGAAGGUAGAGAUGGCAAGACUGAAUUGUUUUUCAUUUUAUAGAGAGGAAAUGUGCAGAUGGCUGAGUAACAUGGGGACAUGGGUGGAUUGUAAAGAGCAGCCAUUAGGCGAUCAAUUAUUUAGGACAGGCUUUUGAUGGAUGUCCAGCCGGAGAAAUGUAAGCAGACCUGACUCUGUUAAAACAGAAGCAGCUGUAUUUAUGCACAAGUUUGAAUUAAGCAUCUUCAGAAAUGUUGUUUCUGUGCAGAUUGUGCCAUCCAACUUUUUAUUUUUCAUUUUUGCGUUUUAACCAAAGUCUAAUCUUCGUCAUCAACACCCUAUGAAGUGCCUCCUUCUGUGGUUAAUGUGUUCCUGUUCUGCCAGAGUGAUUAGUGUGGGCGGUUCUUUUAAACACACAUGGUGCUGUUUUUGGUUCCUGUUCUGUCAAAAAAUAAUAAUAAAUUCUCUGAACUCAGUACAGGGAGAGGGAAACGAGAAACUUUAAUAUCCUAAAGCUGAUCAUCUCCAUUGUAAUAUAACAGCUCAGCUCUGAACACUAAAGAUGGUACUAAAGUGACAGUCUGUCUCUUUCUCCAAGGAGGUUUUAGCCUUUUUUUUUUUUUUUAAUCUGUAGGCAGAUAACUAGCAACAGGGCUCCAUCAGGCCUUCAAAUUUGGACACAUGCUCUGUUAGAGGACAGAUUUGCUACAUUUUUGAAGCUAAAGAACUUGAAUAUUUUACACAUAGAUCCAUUUAGAUAAAUGUCUUCCUCUUGCCGCCAUUAUUACCCUGACAGCAGUUUUGCUCAGCGAUGCACCGGUCAGAGUUUAUCCAUCUGUUUUGUAAAACUUUGCUCCACCAACACUGCUGCUUUUCCCGGCAUCUCAAAACCAGAACCGAAGCACGGCAGACUGAGGUCGAAGCCCAGAAAGUCUCUCUCUCUCUCGCAGCUCGAUGUUGCUGUUCACAGUUGCUGUCGCCACACUGAAAGGUGCUGCUGUCAGUGCAGCCUGUUUUUUGCCUACAUGCUGUGCGUUCACUGAGGGGGAGAAUAUUUUUGAGUUUCUGACCUGACGAUCAAGCAGAAAAUCGGCCUUCAGAGUUGAUUUCUCGGUGAAUCUCUGUUUUUGUUCCACUCCAGCAGUCGACAGUCUUGUUAACCAUAACUCCGUGAUCCAUUAAGACCUACUGUACCUUCUUUCUUUACUUUUUUUUUUUUUUACUAACUAAUAAAAACAAAACGGGACCUUUUUUAAUGAAAUAAAAAUGUGGUAGCUUUUGUUUAUAGAUGUAUGGUCUUGAUGGAUUACUGUAUUUACAGAACAUGAGCUUAAGAAGAGAAUCUGUCCUCUAAUAUACACCCAGGUGUGAGUUUGAUUGUGUGAUUCGGCCUUUAUAACUGUACUUGUUCAUUCACUGCAGGUAGCUUUAAGAUAAUAUAGCACUGUAAUCUAACAAGGGAAAUCUCUCUAUUUAUUUAAUUGUGUAGAAGCUGGGAUAUAACAAAUUCACUGUGUUGUUUUUUUGUUUGUUUGUUUUUACCCCCAGCAAAAAAUGCCUUAAUGUAAAUAAAUGAACUGUAAAUACAUUUUUGUUCCAUUUUUUUAAUGUGUUAACAAUAGGGCAGAAAAAGAGGAAAAUGCCCUGCAUCCAAAAAUAUUUGAGCCUUACUCCUCAAUUUUUGUUCUCUCGUCCAAACUAUUUUGAUGCCAUUAUUAUUAUUAUGUG